This is a messenger RNA of Gavia stellata (red-throated loon), 1017 nucleotides long. RefSeq names its product family with sequence similarity 110 member A (gene FAM110A). NCBI's taxonomy places the organism in Eukaryota, Metazoa, Chordata, Aves, Gaviiformes, Gaviidae. The record is from RefSeq and is a predicted model, not a curated record. Bases 1 to 1017 code for a protein of 338 amino acids. The transcript has a single exon.
AUGCCCGUCGAGGCGCUGCAAGCUGGUGAUGCCAUGAAGGGUGUGACGGUGACGGCACCCUUCACCUCUGCCAUGCCCGUCCGCAUCCUCCGCAAGGGCCCCGCAUAUUUCCGCCGGCGCGCCGAGCCGGGUGCCGGGAAGCCCAGCGCAGUGGAGAGGCUGGAGGCCGACAAGGCCAAGUACGUGAAGAGCCAACGGGUCGCCAGCACCAAGCAGGAGCCGGUGAAGCCGCCGCUGCUCAAGCAGCCCCUCUUCACCCCGGGCGUGCGCCGGGCUGCAUUCACCCCCAGCCGCAGGGCACCCCCGGGGCCACGCCGCGCCGAGGCUGGUGGCCCGAAGACCUCCCUUGACCUGGAGAUCCUCAAUAACCUCAUCAACCUCUGCGACAGCCCCUUCCCCAAGGCGGAGAGCCCGCUGGGCCGGGAGUGCAAGUGGAGGGCGGAGGCUCCGGCUGCGCUGGGUGGCGGGACGGAGGGUGCUGGCAAGCCGCCCGAGAGCCCCACCGCUGCCAGGCCCCCCGGCAGCGUGGCUGUGCGGAGGGUGGACGUCCGUCCCUGCGGGACUCCACGGGGCCAAGUGACGCCGGUGCCUGCAUCCCCCAUCCCGGGUGGGCUGCCUGUGACCCCGGCACAGAGCUCGCCUGCCCGCCCCGAGAGCGCCCGCCGGCAGCCCCUGCUGCACCGCUCCAAGUCGGACCUGAGCGACCGGCUCUCACGGGCCACCGCCGACCUGGAGCGCUUCUUCAACUACUGCGGCCUUGACCCCGAGGAGGUGCAGGACAUGGGUGCCGAGCGCUUCGCCCGCGCCAGCUCCGACAUCGUGUCCCUCAAGUUUCACAGCGUGAGCACGGCCAGCUCGGAGGGUGGCCGCUCACCACCCAGCGCCGCCACACCGGAGGGGCGGCAGGCUGAGCGCGUCCCCUAUGGCAUCUCUGUCAUUGAGCGCAACGCCCGCGUCAUCAAGUGGCUGUAUGGGCUGCGCCAGGCCAGGGAGCCCCAGCAGGUCUCCAAUGUGUAG